This is a messenger RNA of Amborella trichopoda, 1765 nucleotides long. RefSeq names its product serine carboxypeptidase-like 35 (gene SCPL35). Gene Ontology annotation, biological process: proteolysis. NCBI's taxonomy places the organism in Eukaryota, Viridiplantae, Streptophyta, Magnoliopsida, Amborellales, Amborellaceae. Gene Ontology annotation, cellular component: vacuole. Gene Ontology annotation, molecular function: serine-type carboxypeptidase activity. The record is from RefSeq and is a predicted model, not a curated record.
UUUUUGCAUUCAUUUUCAGGGGCCAAUAACCAAGGCUAAGCCCGCCAUUUUCCGGCCUCUUUUCCUAUCAUUAUCCGGCCGUUUUGUUCCCAUUCCGGCCAUUUCGUCUAUAUUCCGGCCUAAUUUCCGUCGACAUCUGACGAGAUCUUUACAAACUUGUGGAUAAUGGCGGAUUACGGUGCGGUUUUGCUGUGCAUUUUUAUCUCGUUUCUUCAAGCGUCUUAUGCAAUAGCGGCUAAAGCAAGAGCUGAGAGCUCUGAAGAUGACCUGGUUUUGAAUCUUCCUGGUCAGCCUCCGGUUGAAUUCAGGCACUAUUCAGGAUAUGUGAGAUUGAGAGAAGGAGAUGGGAAAGCUCUGUUUUAUUGGUUCUUUGAAGCUCAAGGGAAUGUUUCAGAGAAACCUCUGCUGCUUUGGCUCAAUGGAGGUCCAGGAUGUUCAUCAAUUGCAUAUGGUGCUUCUUUGGAGCUGGGCCCAUUCCUGAUUAGAAAUAAUCAAUCCAAACUGAUAUUCAACAAUUACUCUUGGAACAAAGUGGCGAACCUUCUGUUCCUUGAGGCACCAGUUGGUGUAGGUUAUUCAUACACCAACAAAAGUGAAGAUUUGUUGGUGCUUGGGGAUCGUAUCACUGCAGAGGACUCUCGCACUUUCCUCUUGAAUUGGUUUAAAAAGUUUCGUAGCUUCAAGUCCCACGAUUUUUACAUUGCUGGAGAAAGCUAUGCAGGUCAUUACGUACCUCAGUUGGCUGAGCUCAUAUACGAUGGGAACAAGCACUCAGGCAAAGAGUCUUACAUCAAUCUUAAAGGAAUCAUGAUAGGAAAUGCGGUGAUGAAUGAUGAAACAGAUGAGAUGGGCAUGAUCGACUAUGCUUGGAGCCAUGCCCUUAUAUCAGAUGCGCUCUACCACACCAUUAAGAAGGAAUGUAACUUCAAAAGUGAUAACCAAACCAUUCCUUGCCUCCUGGCCAUGAGGAGCUCCAUGGAAGUUUAUGAAGAAAUUGACAUUUACAGUCUUUACACACCCAUCUGCCUCGCUACUCUCGACAAAACAUCUAGAAAGAGGCUUCUCACCCAUAGCCGCUUGUUCUCUAGCAAUGACCUAAGGGGCAUGCUCCCUUCUGGUUAUGAUCCUUGCAAUGAGCACUACGCAGAGGCUUUUUUUAACCGAAAGGAUGUACAGAGAGCUUUGCAUGCUAAUGUCACAGAUCUGCCUUAUGCAUACAGUUCAUGCAGUGAAGUCAUAAAGAAAUGGAAUGAUUCUCCAGAAUCCAUUCUCCCCAUCAUCACCAAGCUCAUUACAGCUGGCCUGCGCGUUUGGGUUUACAGUGGGGACACAGAUGCGAGGAUACCAGUGACUUCAACAAGAUACAGCUUAGAGAUAUUGGGAAUGAAGACUAAGGUUGGGUGGAGGCCUUGGUUCAAUGAGGGGCAGGUUGCAGGGUUUGCUCAAGUUUAUGAGGGUGGCCUGACCUUUGCCAGUGUGUAUGGAGCUGGUCACCAGGUACCUGUGCUUAGACCUCAACAGGCUCUCUCUCUCCUCGUUCACUUCCUUGCAGGCGACCCUCUCCCCCCUUCCAGGUUCUAGUGCCAUUAACAAUUGAGAGAAAUUGACUGCUUGCUCGUGGAAUUGUUGCUCUCUCUCUCUCUCUCUCGCUCGCUCUCAUGAGUAUUUAAUCAAUCAAUGCUCAACUUUCAUACGUUUCACUCGGAAAAACUCUUUAACAUCUCAUUCGUGAUUAUUUAAUCAAUCAAUGCUCAAUGCUAAUUCA